Messenger RNA from Iphiclides podalirius (scarce swallowtail), 1794 nucleotides. The record is from the annotation of a GenBank genome assembly. Lineage: Eukaryota; Metazoa; Arthropoda; Insecta; Lepidoptera; Papilionidae.
AUGGCGCCUAGACGGCUUCUCAUUGCAUGGACGAUCUGGCUUGCGUUGCCAUUGGCAACUGGCCAUCUCAAUGUUCUAAUCAGUCAGGCAGAAGUGAAGAAGCUGUUAGGACUAGACGCGGAGCUGUACUACGUAAGGGACGGCGUGGUGAACACGUAUGCGACGAGUUUCAUAGUACCGGUGCCUGCUCACAUGACCGAUUUGGAGUUUAUGUGGCAGGCGUUGGGCAGGAAACCGUUGCCGUACGUGAUGGGUAUAGACUACGAGAGCCGAGGCGCCAUGCUGCCGCCGCAGGUCAAUAUCUCCGAACGAGGCUACGUCCCGACCACGCUGCAGACUUUUAGGGUUCGAUUGCCGUGUACAGGAACUAGAAGUGCUGAAAUCUUAGUAACUAUGCAACUGAACAUUUCCGCUCCGGAUCGGGCCCACAAAGACGUCAAACUCCUGUUCAAAAGAAAUAAAAUCUGCUUAAAAGGGCUGUCAACUGUGGUGACGCGUAACGAAACAGCGCGACUGGCCGGCGACGCCUCGCGGGGCGCAGGAGGGGUCUUGUUUGCUGCGGGGGGAUGUGCGGCGGCAGCCCUGGCUCUAUUGGCAGGCGCGGCCGCCGCUGGCACAUUGUACCGGCGCGGAAACAAAGCGAGGCACCAUGACUCCAUACAUACCUCUUAUACCACAGCAGCAUAUGGGAGCCAUCAGAAUGUUUUGUUGAGGCUGGACACCCUUGGUCGGCCACCCAGCUCCACCGGAUCUUAUGCGACGAUAGCAAGCCUGCACAAAUUUCCUUUUGGAAGCCGACGCUCGCCGUCUCCGUACGCUACGACGCACAUCGGAGAGCACGUGUACGCGAAGCCGGAAUCCAGAGUGUCGUACUACGCCGCUUCGAACCUCACACAUGUUUCGCAGCAAACUACAAAGGAUCGAAUAACGGACCCAUCGGAGCAACUCCGCCACCUCACCGCCCCCCGCUCUAACAUACGGCUGGAAAUUCUAAUACACGAGGGCACGUUUGGCAGAGUUUACAAGGGAGUGUUCAAGCGAGGGGACACUUACGAGGAAGUAAUAGUGAAGACUGUAUCAGAAGCCGCGUCUGCUAUGCAAGCCGCCUUGUUUGUCGCAGAGGGUCUUAGAUUGUGUGGAUUGGCCCAUGCUAAUGUACUGGCGCCAAUGGCCGCUUGUGCGGAAGAAGCUCGUAAGCCACUUCUGGUCUACUGCUGCGUUUCACAUUCGUCCAAUCUUAAAAGGUUCCUAAUCUCGUGUCGACUCGGCCACCAAACGACCCCAGCCACUAGAGAGCUAGUCGACUUGGGCGCUCAAGCGGCUUGCGGCCUUGCUUAUCUGCACGUACAGCGAGUGGUACACGCGGACGUCGCUGCCAGGAAUUGCAUUGUGGACGAGAAACUGAGACUGAAGUUGACGGACAACGGUCUGUCGCGGGACCUGUUCCCCGACGACUAUCACUGUCUCGGCGACAACGAGAACCGACCGGUGAAGUGGAUGGCCCCGGAGUCGCUGCUGCAGAACCAAUACUCCACGGCCUCGGAUGUGUGGUCUCUGGGAAUAACGAUCUGGGAGCUAGCUACGUUGGGCGCCGCGCCUUUGGCAGAACUGGAUGCAGCCGACGUGGGGGCAUUUCUCAGUGGAGGUUACAGGCCAUCUCAGCCGCAUAACUGCCCAGAUGAGCUGUACGGGCUUAUGUCUUGGUGUUGGACCACGAUGGCGCCAGGACGUCCCACAGCGCCUCAACUCUUAGCUGCCCUCCACGAUUUUAGGCAAACACUUAGCACUUAUAUA